CCACAGGCCACGCCCAGAGGCCGUGCGUCGGUGCGUCGUCUCUAUGGUGGCGGCGGAUUUGGAGGGACCUUAGGAUCGCGGCGUCAGGCAAGGCACACUUGAGGGUGGUGGGGGUGGGUUGCAGGUGUGACCUCUAACCUUGGCGUGGGCCUUCAGGUAGCUAAGCUGUGGGAAGAAGAGCUGGAGACCACAUUCUGCAUUUUAGCUGAGACGUUCCGUACUAGCAGAAUGUUCCGCCGCGAGCGCUCCAUCCCACUUCGUAGCUCUGCCGCCGCCCUGUCUAACAACCUCAGUGUACUGCAGCUGCCAGCCCGUGAUCUCACGCAUUUUGGGGUGGUUCAUGGACCGAGCGCCCAGCUUCUCAGUGCUGCCCCUGAGGGUGUGCCCUUGGCCCAGCGCCAGCUCCACGUUAAAGAGGGUGCUGGAGUGAGUCCCCCACUUAUCACUCAGGUUCACUGGUGUGUCCUCCCCUUCAGAGUACUGCUGGUCCUCACCUCGCAUCGAGGGAUACAGAACAGAGUUUGAGGAUUCCAAUGGACUUACCUGGCUGGGUGAAGUGCCCAGAACUCAACAAGGGUCAUCUGGAUCUUGCUCUCAUCCUUGCCCCCAUCUUCCAGAUGUAUGAGUCUGAUGGCUCCGUCAUGGUUUAUUGGCACGCCUUGGACUCAGGCGAUGCUUCUUCAGUACAGGCUAUGUUUGCCCGAGGAAUUGCUGCCAGCGUCCACUUCAUCUGUGUGGGAACGUGUUCCGGUCGAGUACUGGUCUUUGAUAUCCCCGCUAAGGGUCCCAACAUUGUACUCAGCGAGGAACUGGCUGGGCACCAGACACCAAUCACAGAUAUUGCCACUGAGCGUGCCCAGGGGCAGGAUGGUGUUGCUGACAUGGUGACAGCAGAUGACUCGGGUGUCCUGUGUGUCUGGAGGUCGGGACCUGAGUUCACCUUACUGACCCGAAUACCAGGAUUCGGGGUCCCAUGCCCCUCUGUGCAGCUGUGGCAGGGGAUCGUGGCAGCAGGGUAUGGAAAUGGGCAAGUGCGCCUGUAUGAUGCCAGCACAGGGGCCCUCCACGUCCAGAUCAGUGCCCACGCCCGGACCAUCUCUGCCCUGGACCUCGCUCCAGAGGUCGGCAAGCUACUGUCUGCAGCUGAGGACACCUUUGUGCACAUCUGGAAGCUGAACAGAAACCCAGAAAGUGGCUCUAUUGAGGUGGAACACUGCCAUGGUGAAUGUAUUUCUGACACCCAGGUGUGUGGUGCUCGGUUCUGUGAUCCAUUGGGCAGCUCCUUUGCUGUGACAGGUUAUGACCUGGCUGAGAUCCUGAGAUUUGGCACUGUCUGAGAGAGGAGCAGCCUUCCCGUCUCCCUUGGUAUUUAUAAAGUAUUCCCCCCCAUCAA
Molecule: messenger RNA, 1393 nt
Organism: Mus musculus (house mouse)
Lineage: Eukaryota; Metazoa; Chordata; Mammalia; Rodentia; Muridae
Gene: Wdr54
Product: WD repeat domain 54
Exons: 10
Coding region: 534-1337 (267 amino acids)
Biological process (GO): negative regulation of receptor internalization; regulation of epidermal growth factor receptor signaling pathway; fusion of sperm to egg plasma membrane involved in single fertilization
Cellular component (GO): vesicle; plasma membrane; cytoplasm
Molecular function (GO): protein homodimerization activity
Source: RefSeq, a predicted model, not a curated record